This is a messenger RNA of Diachasmimorpha longicaudata, 1889 nucleotides long. RefSeq lists its product as uncharacterized. The transcript is spliced from 4 exons. The record is from RefSeq and is a predicted model, not a curated record. NCBI's taxonomy places the organism in Eukaryota, Metazoa, Arthropoda, Insecta, Hymenoptera, Braconidae. Bases 66 to 1832 code for a protein of 588 amino acids.
AUACCCCAUAAAUUUGACAAAGUCAUUGAUGAAAAAAUGAAAUACUUACGAACGAUGCCAGCACGAUGAGAAGACUCGGAAUUUCUCUGGGGUCUUGUAUUCUCAUUGCGAUUAUUACAGGCACUAUCGUUGAUUGCAGCACUGUCACACAUUUAAGGUCAAAAGAAGCUCUCCAAGACUCCGGUAACAAUUCCAACUCCUCAGGAACCAUAAUUCUCCGUAAAAAACGCCUAAUAAGAUACGAGGACCUUCCUUUGAGCAUUCGGAAACGCCUAGCAAAGAAUUUAGAAACAAUAUCAGAUUAUGAGGACGAUCUGGACGACGAGGAGUCCGAUAGCUUCCAGAGUAUAGACAGAUAUAACCGAGGACCUUCGGAUGCUGAUAAUGACUUUGAUGACCACAGCGUGGACAAGCGUGCAGCCAUGACAAACGAAGAAGAAUCAAACGAGCAAGGGGUUGAAGAAAUCGGUGUAAAUGACCCAGUUCCAAAUAAAUCUCGUGUGAAGAGAGAUAAAAUUCUGCAAGAAGACCUCCGAAAGAAAGUAAAUUUAGAACUAGCAAAAUCCCAGCUAGAAAGAGUAGAGAAGAAAGUGGAGGAUGAAAUUAGGAGCUUAAAGAAGCGAUCGAAAUCCUCUGGGGAUACUUCGAAAAGCGAAAGUGACUCGAAAAAACGUCAAAUAAUUACCCCAAACGUUUCGUCUCAUCCGCGUCUCCUGAAAAUUGAAGUGGAUACUUUCGAAAUCGGUCAAGAAUCACCGAAAGACACUUUUGACAGUGUUGACAGAUUAAAAAAGUCUGAAAUAGACGCCGUAUCCUCAAAAAGUAGUCCUGAUCUGCAGAAAGAUGUCAGAAGAGAACUACCUCUCUCCGGAACUGAAAAUGAACUUCGGAACAAAGAUAAAAAUGAGCCAAAAGAAGUUGAAGAUCAACUGCAGAGGAGAAUUGAAGCCGUGAAAGAGAAGGUGAAACGAGAGAUCGAGGAAAACGCCAGGAUCAAAGAGAUCGAGGCAAAUAACGCGAAGUAUGAUGAAUUAAUGAGAUCAGAGGAGAAGAAUGUGGAGGACACGAUGAAUGAUAGUGGCAGGGAGAAACGACUGGAAGAGGAUGACCGUGAGGAGUCUGGCAUCAUUAAUGGGACUGACCAGGACGAGGCAGAGGUCGCUGAAGAAGAUGAUAGCUUACAUGGGAGCAUUCGGAAGAGAUCGGCAGCUGUCUAUGAUGAUCUUGGCGAUAACAGCGAGAUUGAAGAGGAGAUUAAGUUAAGGAGGAAGGGAAAUCCUAAAACACGGAAGUUUCGAAAAUCUGUGAUACCAGCCCCCAGGUACAAUGGCCUCGAUGACAGUGAUUCAGAUUUGGAAAUUGAAAAGUCAGAGGCCAAUCGAUUUGUUCGUAGGUCUAAGGGAUUGAAGGAGGGUAAACGAAGAUUAAAGCAUUCCAAGUUUAGCGGGACUAGGGAUGAACGUGAAAGUUUUUUGUUUCCCGGCCGAUUGUAUACGAGACAACGGAGGGAGAUGAAGGCUCGGAGGAGACGGAUAGGGUCUCACAAGAAGAAGCGAGGGGGAAAGCCGAGACACAAGCAUCGGAAAAUUCAGAGACAGAGUGGAGGCCUCGAUGGAGGUGAAAUUAAAGGAAGAUGGGAGAGGGCUGCGGACGAGCCUUUGGAUGAGGUAGUGGCGGAUUCUGUUGCCGAUGCAAACUCGAUGGGAGACCUUGCCAAUGCUCAGGAUUUGGGUGCACAGCUCGCCCCCGAGUACCAAGAGGCCUUCGGGGGUCUCCCCAACCAGCCUAACGCGGCCUUAGCACGAUACAAGAGAAUCAGAAGAUCGUCUUGAUGAAAAAGUUUAAGAUAAUUCUCAAUGUAAUUAGCAUAAUCACGUGACAUUCUGUGC